This is a messenger RNA of Penaeus chinensis, 1939 nucleotides long. RefSeq lists its product as uncharacterized. The transcript has 2 exons. The record is from RefSeq and is a predicted model, not a curated record. Lineage: Eukaryota; Metazoa; Arthropoda; Malacostraca; Decapoda; Penaeidae. Bases 11 to 1384 code for a protein of 457 amino acids.
AAUCCACGCCAUGAGAAACAUCUAUGAAGAGCCGGAUUGUCAGGCCGUACUCAUGGUGGAUGCUACAAAUGCCUUCAACAACAUCAACCGGAAGGCAACAAUCCACAAUAUAGAGGUCAAAUGCCCAAGCCUCGCACAAUACAUUAAGAACACCUACAACAACCCAGCAGAGCUCCACAUAGUCGACAAUAGAACAAAUACCUAUGAAAUGAUAGCUUCAGCCGAGGGCACAACACAAGGUGACCCAGUUACCAUGGCGAUGUACGCCAUCGGUCUCCUCAGGCUACAAACAAUAAUUGACCACACAACAACAAAUAUAAAGCAAGUUGCCUAUGCCGACGACCUGACCGGAGCAGGGAAAAUUGAGAACAUAAGGAAGUGGUGGAAUCUCAUUGAGACACAUGGCCCUCCACAAGGAUAUUUUCCGAACGCCGCCAAAUCGGUUUUAAUUGUAAAACCGGAAUAUCUCGGACAAGCCAGAGAAGCCUUCCGAGAAACAAACGUGAUUAUAAAGGCCGGCGGUGAAAAACACCUUGGGGCAGUUCUUGGCACAACAGCAGCCAGGGAAGAAUAUAUAACAAGGAAAGUGGAUGAAUGGAGAAGGGAAGUGAUAGAGCUGGCAGAAAUCGCAAAGAAGGAACCGCACUCAGCAUAUACCGCCUUCACCUUCGGUAUCAAACACAAGUGGAACUUCUUAAUGCGAACUAUACCUAACAUCGAGCCUUUACUUUCACCACUUGAGGAAGCAAUUGUAAAGCACUUGAUCCCAGCACUAUCAGGUGGAAGAAAUCCCACUGCCAACGAGAGAGCCAUACUCGAACUUCCGCCAAGGCUUGGGGGACUCGGCAUAACAAACCCGUGUAAAAUAGCGGACAUGGAGUUCCAAAACUCUGUCAAGCUCUCAGCCAGCCUGACUCAAGCCAUAAUAACGCAAGAAACAUAUACACAGCCUGAUACAAUACAACAAAAAACAAUCAAAAUGGAAAUUACAAAAAAUAGAGAAACAAAGCAGAGGGCACAACUUCAAGAACUAACCUCUAUAAUUACUGAGGAUAUGAAAAGAAGAAUGAGUAUGGCACGCGAAACCGGCGCCUCUAACUGGUUGACCAGUCUCCCCAUCAAAGUCAAAGGGUUUAGUUUAAACAAACAGGAGUUUGUGGACGCACUUGCCCUGAGAUAUGGUUGGCCAAUAGAGGACCUGCACCAGCACUGCACAUGCGGUUCGGCUUUCGACCCCAACCAUGCCAUGACGUGCAAGACGGGAGGCUUCGUUUGCAUGCGCCACGACGAGGUGAGGGACGUGACUGCACAAAUGCUUGGCGAGGUGUGCCGCGACGUGAGGAUCGAACCUCCCCUCAUCCCCACAGAAGGGCGCAACUUCUGACUCCAAUCCGCCAACACUGCAGACGACGCCAGAUUAGACAUCAGUGCCAACAGUUUCUGGAUACGAGGGCAACGGGCCUUCUUCGACAUACGAAUCUUCAACCCUAUGGCCACGAGCAACCGAUCCCAGGAACUCCUCUCUGCUCACACUAAGCAUGAGAACAACAAAAUGAGGGAGUAUGGCGAACGCGUCCGAGAAGUCGAGCAAGAGAAAAGGCAGCAACAGAAGAGCGCCGUCGUUGCAUGGAUGAGGUGUCGAUUGGCCUUCUCACUACUACGGUCUUCACUGCUCUGUCUACGAGGAACAAGGAACAAACCGGCAAUGUACGCUAGUCUCAAGGAUUUAGAUAUAGAGGAAACUGUUGUAAAUAGUAGAAUAGAGAGAAAUAUAUAAUUGUAAACAAAAGUAAUAAAGGUUAAAAUAAAUCUCCCUAAAAUAAGUUGGAUGUCGACCACAGCCACUGGCGAGGACGGGGCCAGUGGACUGUUCUGUGAAAUAUUAUUGCAUAUAUAUUUCACAACACAGAGACUCGUUUGAAACGAAUAGGAGGUCGAG